UUAUUUUCAUCUUAUUGAAAGGUUCUCGAUCGGGACUCGCGUGGGUUUUUAUUUAAAUGGUGUUGCUGGAAACCCUCGCCCUUCUCGGCAGUCUGCAUGGGCUAGAAAAAUUCGGUGCCGUCGCCAUCGACGGAUUCACCUUCAAGCUACAUUACAGAUUCACCUGCAGCGCCAUCUUUGGGCUUUCCUUGCUCCUCUCGGCAACCGAACUCAUCGGGUCCAAGAUCGACUGUAUGAGCUCCGCGGCCAAAGACGCCAGUGCCCAAAGGUUCAUGGAUUCCUACUGCUUCUCCAUGGGCACGAAAACCGUGACCCACUUGUACGAACCCCGGGUAUUCAAGGGCAGCGAUCGGAAACAGUUGCCCAGAGUCGGGGUCCACGUCUUGGCACCGGGUGUCGGGCCGAGGCUGGAUCGCACUUUGGAUCCCAAAACCAGCCAAGAUUAUUUCACCCAGCACAAAUUCUACUUGUGGAUCCCGUUCGUGCUCCUGGUCUCGGGGGUUUCCUUUCGGGUGCCCCGAGAGAUCUGGAAAGCACUGGAACGUGGGAAACUGAGAAGCUUGUUGAAAGAACACGUUGAGCCGGAAAACAGGAAGCUUUACGUCAUGAAAAGUGAAAAAGAGCGGGAAAAUGCGACUGAUCGACUCGCGGAUUAUUUGAUCUCGAGCCACGGAUCGCAUACUUGGUAUUUAGUCAGAUACCUCGGGGCUCAACUGCUUAAUCUCGUCGUCGUAGUCAUGAAUAUACUUCUGAUGGACAAAUUCCUGGCUGGACGUUUCGUCGGCUUAGGGGUGGAAUAUUUGAAAUAUUCUGCAGUUGAUGACGAGGAACGGAUCGACCCUCUCAUCAAAGUUUUCCCCAGAGUUGCUGCCUGUGACUUCCAUACCGUUGGAGUGUCAGGCACCAUCGUGAACAAUCCCGCCAUCUGCAUCCUCGCCAUGAACAUAUUCGCGGAAAAGGUCUUCUUCUUCCUCUGGUGGUGGUUCUUCUUCGUCCUGAUCCCCGUCACUUCCGCGUCACUCCUGCAUUGGGUCUGGGUCGCCACCAGCGCAGCCCGUCGCACCCAGCUCCUGAUGAGCAAGAGUCGUCGGGCGGAACCCACGAGCGUCAACGCAGUCGUCUACCAGAAAAUGUCCAACGUCGGAGACUUUUUCCUCCUCCUCCAACUGAGUCUCAAUAUGCCGACUGAAGCAUUUUCCCAACUCAUUGACGUCCUGGCGUCGUCGGAUAAAUUGCGACAGCACCAGCAGCAGCGACGACGACGAGAUGACGACGCGGAUUCGGCGUCGGCGGGUCGACAGCAGGGCGGCGGGAAUAACGCGUUCGAGAUGACGAGCAAAAUCAUGACUUCUUAUGCUCAUCAUAAAGUGCUUCCGCACACAAUCACGGUUGAAUAGUAUACGAGUGUCCAUGGGAUGUUUGAAAACGUCGUGUGACACAGCGCAAAAUUUCGCUCAAAAGUAUAGUUUGUCUCAAACAUUUUUUUUAAAGCUCUUCAAAUAAUGUGCAAUAAAAUCUCUGUAAGAUUCUCGAGUUUUUUAUGUUUCCCAUUUCUCAUUUUGGAAAAAUGAAGCUGAAUUUGAGAUAGAUAAUUAUGUGACCACGCUUUUUUUUUCGAAGAGUCCGCCAGCUUUGGGCCCUUGAAUGAGUUUUUUUUUGGGGGGGG
Notodromas monacha is the source of this 1666-nucleotide messenger RNA. The record is from the annotation of a GenBank genome assembly. NCBI's taxonomy places the organism in Eukaryota, Metazoa, Arthropoda, Ostracoda, Podocopida, Cyprididae.